GGCGGAGGCUGAACGUUCAAUACUUGCUGCUCGUUUGGGGAUUUAAAAGGUCUCUAUUCAACAAAACAGCAGACCGAAGGAGGUGGCAGGGGGAGGAGGAAGAGAAGGAGCCGGGUGACAGAGAGGUGUUGGAGAGAGCCAUGCUGUCUCUGAGUUGUGCGGACCCCUGGCCUGAAGGCUCUGUGGGGCUGGAGGAGGAGGUGGUGACCGCCGCUGCCCAGGCGGAGGAGCGGGACAUCGUCAACAACGACAGCAUCAGUAGCUGCAGCUCCGUCAACUUGGAUGACAGCCUGACCAGCCUGCAGUGGCUGCAGGAGUUCUCCAUCCUCGGUGCCAACGAGCCGCAGCAGGCCCACCACCAGCCGCACCUGUUCGGCCAUCAGCCGCUUGGCUCUGAUGCCCCGGCCUCCCCUCUGGCCGGGGACCCCGCCUCCAUCGGCAUGCCCCUGACCCCGGGGAAGCCCACAGCUGCGGCCUACAGCAGGAUGCAGUCCCUCCCCGGCAUAGUGGCUCACGGUCACUGCCCCGAUGAGGUGGACUACAAGACCAACGCGCACAUCAAGCCGCCGUACUCAUACGCGACACUCAUCUGCAUGGCCAUGCAGGCCAGCAAGAAGACCAAGAUCACUCUGUCCUGCAUCUACAAGUGGAUCACCGACAACUUCUGCUACUACCGACAUGCUGAUCCCACCUGGCAGAACUCCAUCCGACACAACCUGUCGCUUAACAAGUGCUUUAUCAAGGUGCCGCGACAGAAGGACGAGCCAGGAAAGGGUGGUUUCUGGAAGAUUGACCCUCAGUACGCUGAGCGUCUCCUGAGUGGUGCCUAUAAGAAGAGACGAAUGCCACCAGUCCAGAUCAACCCAGCCCUGCAGAACAGGCUUAGGGUCAACCUCCAGCCACAAUCCAGAGGACCCUGCAGCCCCACAGGAGGUCAGGGUGGCCUGUGCAUCAACCCAGAGUCCCAGCGGCUCCUUAAGGAGUUCGAAGAGGCAACUGGUGCCGACCAGAACUGGGACCCCCAUAUGGCUGAAGGGACCAUGCUGGGGUCCUGGCCGGUGGUGAGGGGAAGAGGUGGGCACAAGAGGAAACUGGGGUCCAGAAUUGGCGGCGCCAAAGCCCCCCGGCGCUCCAGCUCCCCCUUGCUCUCUGCAGACGAACCGAAAGAGAUCGGACCUUUGAAGGGGGACUUUGACUGGGACGCCCUGCUGGACUCGGCCCUCAGCGGGGAGCUCACUUUGGAGGGAGGAGAACCUCUGAGCCCCAUCUUGAAAGAGGAGGACCUGACAGUGCGGGGGACCCACAUCUCUCUAGUCGAAGCCCCUGUGGGGACUGCGGACAUCCACGUGUUGGCGGAGAACCAAAGGAAUAAUGAUGUGUCAGACUUUGAUGAGGAGACCUUCCUUGCCACCGCCUUCCUGGAGAGCCCCUGGCCAGAAGAGGAGGAACAAGGCCGCAACGAUUUCCUCUGUACCUCUUCGGUCAACCUGGACCAGCUUUUUGACCUGGGAGACUCAUUAGGCGGAGAUCCGAGCACCCGGAUUGACACCCUCCUUUGAGGAACAGUUGGUCCUCUUUCACACUAAAAACUCACUGAGGAAUAACAGACAUUUUUUACACUCAAGCAACCCUUAUUGUCUUUUUCAAGAUGUUUAAAGUAUUUUUAGAAUUACAUUUUGAUGCUUAUUCAUGCAGGAAGUACAUUUCUAAUGCCUACUGAACAAAGAUGCCACAAUGUGCAAAAGUACUUCACGUCAACCUGGAGAACACAAACCUAUGUCUGAUCUCUUUUGGUGAACCAUGAAAAGACUGAAGACAAACACAAACUAACUUUCAGAAUUAGAACCUUGUCACACCAGCACAGUGAAUAUAAUUCGUCCUCACAAAAUAUUGUGCUGUAGAAACUCAGUUCCGUAGUAACUAACCUGUGAGUUAGUAGCAUGGAUGUUUGAAGGGAGCCUGACAAAGUGCGGCCACUUUGCUGCAAGUUUGUCCCAGUGGCCAAUUGCAGUACUACAACAAAUACAUUCCUAGAAAUGCUUGAACUCAAAACAAGUCUGAGUACUAGUUUUUGUCUUAGGUUGCAUUCCAUUUACUGCGAAAGUUGGAGGUCGGACCUGGGAAUGAUGUCACGUACGAGUUGACAGCAUUCCAACACAACUUAGAAAAGUCGGAAAACCAAGAUUUUAACACCAGUUCUAGCCAGGUUAGCUGACAGCUAGCUAAAAGCUGAUAACAAUGCAUUACUGUAUCACUGUAUUUCAUGCAUUCAAACCCCGUAGCAACAUUUCCACUGAUGUAGUGGAAGUUGGACAGGACUGUGCGUACAACUGUUUGAAUGACACAUAAAUAAGAAAGAAGUGCUAAUAAAUUGUAUAUUGCGACAGCUUUUACUACUGCUAAUGCAUGAAGAGUAGCCAUACUGGAUUUUGUUGUCAGGGUCAGAGAGGUUUCUCCGACUUUUUUCAAGUUUGAAAAAUGACUUCAGGGGACCUUUUGAAAUUUCUGACUGAGCCCACAAAUAUUCAGCCUCCCCGAUGCAACCAUGAGGUGUUACUUUCGUAAACGUUUCCAGAGCUUUGAAAACUGAUUUUAAGGAAAGUGAUGUCAUCAAGUCUAUGGGCCAGAAGGAGAAACACUAAUGAGCAUGUGCAGUGGGACAAACUUUUUGGCUUUUGUGCCCUGGAAAACAAUUUUUUAAUAGAUUCAGUUUGCACCGUCUUGGACUCUGCUAUCCAGUUUAAAUAAUACAUCCAUGGUUAGCAGGCUUGUUAGCUGAAGCUGUAUCAUGUCCUCUUGUCUGCUGACUAUGUGUUAACCAGUUUGUACUCUGAGAGAGGAACUUCCAUAAAAUUGGAUGGUGACACACUGCUUAUAAGCUAUAAUAGACAGCAAAGGCAGGCUCUUUCUGGAUAUUCAGUAAUUAGUUAUGACGCACAUUUUAAAACAUGGAUUUUAACUCAAAUCAUUUGCAUAGAUUCACUUCACCAAUGCAAGCUUAUCCUUUUGAAGGAACUUAUUUCAACACAUUUUUAAAAUUUGGGUUUGAACAGGCUUUUAGGAUGACACAUUAUGGUCUCUGUUUACAUCAUAAAAAGUGUGCUGUCAGGCUGUAAUUGUACACUUCAUCAGACCUGAAUAAGUUUUGAAGACAAGUAAUCCACAGGUUUUAAAGAGGAAGAAAUAAGCGAGUAGUAUCGGUAGAUUUAAGGCUGAGGCUAUGAUUGACAGAGAAAUCAUUUGUUGUUCAGAAUUUUUUUAAUAUGUAAAUACUGUGACAGCAGCACUACAAUGAUGAAUAAUGACAUACUUGCCAAAUGAUGUUUGGUGUAGGAGUGAUUCACUGUACUAGGGUUUUGUUUUUUGCGUGGGGUUUUUAAUACUAACUUUUCUCUGUAUGCAUUUUUUUCCAAA
Messenger RNA from Plectropomus leopardus (leopard coralgrouper), 3414 nucleotides. It is a transcript of the gene foxj1a, whose product is annotated as forkhead box J1a. NCBI's taxonomy places the organism in Eukaryota, Metazoa, Chordata, Actinopteri, Perciformes, Serranidae. Gene Ontology annotation, cellular component: nucleus. Gene Ontology annotation, biological process: regulation of transcription by RNA polymerase II. Gene Ontology annotation, molecular function: RNA polymerase II cis-regulatory region sequence-specific DNA binding; DNA-binding transcription factor activity, RNA polymerase II-specific. The record is from RefSeq and is a predicted model, not a curated record.